Messenger RNA from Rhagoletis zephyria (snowberry fruit fly), 1233 nucleotides. RefSeq lists its product as uncharacterized. NCBI's taxonomy places the organism in Eukaryota, Metazoa, Arthropoda, Insecta, Diptera, Tephritidae. Gene Ontology annotation, biological process: regulation of transcription by RNA polymerase II. Gene Ontology annotation, molecular function: DNA binding. The record is from RefSeq and is a predicted model, not a curated record. Gene Ontology annotation, cellular component: transcription regulator complex; nucleus.
CACAAACGGCUUGUAUAUUUGCCCGUGGCUGUACUCGUAGCAACAACACUGCUCAGUUGCGUUGGUCGAAUUCACUGCGUUUCGACUUCGAAAAUAUCGCAAAGCCCGCAGUAUUGUAUUGAACCUUGUCGACGAUGGAGGAUUUUGUAGCCGAAGUACGCAAAAGAGAAUUUUUGUGGAAUAAAAAGAUGAUACCAUUGGGCAUAAAACAAAGAACUACAGACAAACUAUGGCAAGAAGUUGCGGACGCGUGUAGUAUUUCAAAGACAGCAGCCAAAACUAGAUGGCGCAGUUUACGUGAUCAAUUCCGCAAAGAAGUAAAGCAAGUGCCAGUAUUCUGCUCUGGUGAAUCCUAUUACAUCACCGAAAAGAAUAAACCCAAAUGGACUCAUUUCAAUAGCUUAAUCUUUCUACUGGAGACGCUCACGCCAAAAGAGAAUGUUAUCGAUAUUAAGCCAGAUUCCGUUGAUAUUCGCUCUUCGGAGUCUAGUAAUUCGUUGGAUGAUACCAAAAUUAUGGCAGAGCAUUUUUCACCUGCCCUCCCAACAGAACAGCCUCAAAAUUUACCCCCAUCUACGAGUACAGAAAAUAUUUUCUCAAGCAUAAGAAAGGUGUACAAACUGGAGGAGGAUCUUGAUCCGAAUUUUAGUGAUGUAGUAUGGAAAGGAGUGUCUGACGCAUUUGCCUUAGAUGAAAGCAAAGAUCAAGUCGAUGAUGAUGUGCCGCCUUUAGUAAUGAUAAGACCUCAACCCGCAGAUCCAACCUAUACUGGCGGCAAAAGAGCUUAUCCUCAAGAAUAUGAUAAUAAACCGGAUGUAUCCCACUUGAAGGAUAAUUACUACAAAUGCCCAGCUAAAAGAGAAGCACUAGAACUAGAAAAUCUUACUGAGUCCACAAAUUGUUCUGAGGAGAAUGAGAAUCUACUUUUCUUCCGGUCACUUUUGCCUUACUUGAAUAAGAUGGAUCCAAUGCAGCAAUUGCGAGUGCGUAUGCGGUUUCAGGAAGCAAUGCUUGAAGAACUGCAAAGAUAACGAGACUGAAACUUAAAGUUACUACGCACAAUAAAUGUUUUGCUAAUGAACUAUACUAUGCAUUUACUUUAAUAGUAAUACUGAAUUUCAAUUCCUUUAAUCUCAAAUACGCUGAUAAAUAGUGAUAAACUGUCAUUUAAAAUAAAGCGAUCGUAAAUAAAACAUUUGUUAUGUUCUAAGUAAUAUAAAAUAAAUAAAUAUU